Molecule: messenger RNA, 201 nt
Organism: Notodromas monacha
Lineage: Eukaryota; Metazoa; Arthropoda; Ostracoda; Podocopida; Cyprididae
Source: the annotation of a GenBank genome assembly
AUGGCUAAGACUUGCUGCAUCAAGUGCACCCCCAUCAAACCCCCUGUGGCCUGUGAAGAGUCCCCUGGAUGGUGGGGCACUGUUAAGACUGCUGCACUUGUUUUGGCAGCAGGAUUAGCAGUUUACACUGCAGUUAACAUGCUAUCUGGUGCUGGAGGUAGUGAAGACCAGGCUGGUGAGGAAGGAGCUGCUGCAGAAUAA